Molecule: messenger RNA, 347 nt
Organism: Pocillopora damicornis (cauliflower coral)
Lineage: Eukaryota; Metazoa; Cnidaria; Anthozoa; Scleractinia; Pocilloporidae
Product: glutamic acid-rich protein-like
Source: RefSeq, a predicted model, not a curated record
ACCAGUUGCGUCCUAACUACUCAAAAGGGAAGUCAAAGGUACAUCUUUUUUGGAAAAAGAAAUAAUCAACAUUCGGAGUCAUGAGGUUGCUAUUCGCGUUAUUCGUUUCGUUGCUGGCAACAUUGGCCUAUGCUAAAUCGGUUGGUGAAGAUUCCGACAGCCCCGCUACGAUGGUCAAGGAGGAGAAAAAUAAAGAACUCAAUGACAUCCUUAAGGACAAUGAAGGUGAUGAGAAUGACGAACAAGAAGACAAAGAAGAGAUGGAAGGAGAGAAGGAAGAGGAAGAAGAAAAAGAAGAAGAAGACGAGGAAGAAGGAGAAAAAGAAGACGAAGAAGAAGACGAAGAA